Messenger RNA from Cajanus cajan (pigeon pea), 2226 nucleotides. Its product is annotated as xylan glycosyltransferase MUCI21. The record is from RefSeq and is a predicted model, not a curated record. Gene Ontology annotation, molecular function: glycosyltransferase activity. NCBI's taxonomy places the organism in Eukaryota, Viridiplantae, Streptophyta, Magnoliopsida, Fabales, Fabaceae.
GCCAGUUAGUUCCUUCCGAAGCCAAAUCAAAUAGCUUGAACUCGUUUUGCCAACCAGCCACCCUUCUUAACUUGAAAAGCAGGAAAGCCUCCUUUUGACGCCUCCUUUUGUUUUCUUCUCUCUUCUCUUCUUCCUCCUUUAUUCCUUCCUUCUCUCUUCCUCCACCAUUACAUAACAUCUCAAACCACUUGGGGUGCACCAUUUCUUCUUUCUAAAUUUUUCCCUCACUUCCUUUCUUGUGAAAAGUGUCAAAUAUUGCAGCUUUGGGCACCACAAUGGUCCACUAUCACCGUUACCAUCAACCCAGGAAGGGUGUCACAGACUCCAACAAAGAUGAAGAGUCACAAAACCUUGUGUUGGAUUGCUCAACCUCUGCUUACUACAAGAGAACCAGGCCAAAGUUGUUGUCUUUUCUCUUCCUCAUCACCCUCCUCUCCUGCUGCUAUGUCUUUGCACCUCUUUUCCUUUGCCCUUCUUUCCCUUUUUCUCUCUUAUGUAACUCUCCCGGAACUGAAAAUGAUGUGAGCCGAGAUGGUGUUGAUGUAUAUGCUUCUUCUACAUGCUCUUCAGUUUCUGCUGGAACUAUAUGUUGUGAUAGAAGUAGUUAUCGUUCUGAUAUUUGUGUGAUGAAAGGUGAUAUCAGAACACACUCUGCUUCCACUUCGGUCUUUCUCUUCAAUUCAAGGAGCCCCGAUAAUGGUUCCACGAAUGCUGAAGAGGAACUCCAACAUGAAAAGAUCAAGCCAUAUACUAGAAAAUGGGAGAAGAGUGUUAUGAACAACAUUGAUGAAUUAAACCUUGUUUCGAAGAAAGUGAAUUUGGUUAGUGUUGGUGGUUGUGAUGUGCAACAUGAUGUUCCAGCGGUGUUUUUUUCUACUGGGGGCUACACGGGCAAUGUUUAUCAUGAAUUCAAUGAUGGAAUCAUACCUUUGUACAUUACUUCACAGCAUUUCAACAAGAAAGUUGUGUUUGUGAUUCUUGAGUUGCAUAAUUGGUGGGUGACGAAGUAUGAGGACGUCCUUUCUCGUCUAUCAGAUUUUCCAGUGAUUGAUUUUACAAAAGACAAUAGGACUCAUUGCUUCCCAGAAGCCAUUGUUGGUCUCACAAUCCAUGAUGAGUUAACUGUUAAUUCUGCAUUGAUGAGGGGCAACAAGAGCAUUGUUGAUUUUAGAAACCUUUUGGAUCAAGCUUAUUGGCCUAGGAUUAAGGGGCUGAUUCAUGAUGAGGAAAGGGAAGCGCAAGAGAAAUUGAUAGAACAAACCUCUUCAUCUCCAUCAUCAGAAACAUCACAACAACAUUACAUUAAGCAACAAGUGCCAGAAAAUCCAAUGAAGAAGCCUAAGUUGGUUAUUCUCUCUAGAAGUGGGUCAAGAUCUAUAACCAAUGAGAAUUUGCUGGUGAAGAUGGCAAAGGAAAUUGGCUUUUUGGUGCAAGUUUUGAAGCCUGACAGAACAACAGAAUUGGCAAUGAUAUAUAGGACUCUUAAUGCAAGUGAUGUCAUGAUUGGGGUCCAUGGAGCAGCAAUGACACAUUUUCUGUUCUUGAGACCUGGCUCUGUGUUUAUUCAAGUGGAUCCUCUUGGUACUAGUUGGGCUGCAGAAACUUAUUAUGGGGAACCUGCAAGGAAGCUUGGUUUGAAAUACAUUGGCUAUGAAAUUCAUCCUAGAGAGAGCUCUUUGUAUGUGAAAUAUGAUAAAAAUGAUCCUAUUCUUAGAGACCCUACAAGCAUUACCAAGAAGGGGUGGGAAUAUACAAAGAAAAUAUAUCUUGAUAGCCAAAAAGUUACAUUGGACCUUGGAAGAUUCAGAAAAAGGUUGCUUAGAGCUUAUGAGUAUGCACUCUCCAAAUCAAAACUGAAUCUCCAAAACCCACCGAUUUGAAUUUCAUUUAGUUAUCUACAAUCAUUCUUUAAUGUGAAAAAUAUAUAUACAUAAAGUAUUGAACAUUCUUAUGCAUAUUAAUACAACCCGAAAAGUUCUUGGUGCGAAAUGUUGUGUACAGCAAGCAUUUAGAAAGGUACCUAGGAUGUGUAAAUAAAAGCUGCAACUUGUGAUUCCUCAUUUUCUUUUUGGUGUGAAAAACAAUGUGUAACAUUGUUCACUUCAGAGUUCAGAUUCAAUCGUUCAAUGUUAGUGGUUUCAAAUUUUGUUGAGAUGUUAAAGUUGACCGUGCAGUUUGCCAGAGCACUAGUCUGGUGUUGAUUAAUAAGAGAAAAUAUUUUCUUUC